CAUCCAAGUACUACUACUCAAACCUACUUCUCUUCACAGAUCUUGCAGGAUAGGGUGCAUUCAUGGUGAUUUGGUUAUCCGGGUUAUUUUUAUACUUCCUAACGAAUGGUAGUUUAACAUUUAUUUUGUGCAAAUUUUCAUGUGUAUUAUUUGGUAAAUAUGUGACCAUUAUAAUGGGAACCCAGUAACUUUUUACAACUUUUUUGUCAUCUUUUUUUCACAGGUAACUUAAUACAAAUUCACGUGGAGUUUUGCAGUCAUUGAAACAUUGUUUUAUUUUUUUAGUCCUGGCAGAUGCAAACACAAUUCAGGCUGUACUGUGAAAAUAACGCAGCUGCUAAUUGAGGAAACUGCGUUAGGAAAAUUACAUAUGUUGAAAAAUCUCAUGCUGCAUUCAAGCUUUCCAGGCUAUAUUCAGGUGAGGAGACCUCUGCAAGGCAUGCGCUUGUGAGCUAAAGGCUGAUGAGAAUUUUGGCAUUUGGAACAACGCAUCGACUGAACAAAGAUAACCAUGGCAGCUGCAAAGAAAGCUCCAGCGAAGCAUCGGUCUGGAGGAGUGCACUUUGGGGAGGUGGGAGCCGAAACAGCUGGGCAUGUCCACUUUGACGAUAAACUGCACGACUCGAUCGUUAUGGUCACGCAGGAGACGGACGGGAGCUUCCUCACUAAGGUUGGCUUCCUUAAGAUUGGCCACAAGUACGAGAUCACGUUUGAGAUUCCAAGCCGCGAGCGUCUUGGCCAGGAUGUGUGCGUGGUCUCCAAACACAAUUUGUUUCUGCAGGUGACUGGCAUCAAGGCAACUGCUGUUGGUCACGUCAUCGAGUGCCUAUACAUAGCUCACAAGGAGGGGGUCCUGCGGGAGGAGUUCACGCUGGCCAGCGAGACCAACGACCGCACCUGUGCGCGCGUCGCCGUGCAAGCCCGCGUCAUGGGGCGCCACCAGGGCACCCCCAUGCUGCUGGAAGGAGUCAAAUGCGUGGGCAUGGAGGCCGAGUACGACUCGGAGCAAAGUGACUGGCACGGCUUUGACUGAGUGGCACCUCGCGAGGGGGAUUGCUGGGUCUCGGGGUUGCUGGGAGAGAGCAGCUGGAGGGAGUUUUCAGGGGGUUGGGGGGAAAGAGAUGCAAAGCGGCAGGUGGUGUGCGUCUGGGGUGUUCUACCACCUAGCACUGUCGCAGCUUGUUUCAACGCUGAACCAUCAGUCUCAUCUUCUUGUCAAAGCAGGUCGCCAGCGCUUCUUUUAAAAACCGCAUCUGUUUUUUGUUUAGAGCUCGUUACAGCAAGCGUUGACCUAAUUAGGUCGUAUCACUAACACAUGGGUGGGUGAUGUUAAUAGUUUUUUUUACGUUUAACAAUAAACGGGGACAUUUAAUUCAUAUUAACAUUUAGCAGAAAUAUUACAGUCUACAUGUCCUGGCCAUUUUCAAAUUAUUGUAACUCUGAAUGUGUGGCACUACUUAAUUGUUUAAAAAUAAAACAUUUGAGCCAGCUGCCGUUCUUGAGUUGGCCUUCCCCUGGUCUGCUCUCUUAAAAAAAUAACUUGCCUCGGAACAAUGUUUAGUCUGCUCAUUGGUCCAAUUGAAUAUUACGUCACAAAUCAAGACAUGACAUUUCCACCUGCUGGUGGGGUGAGAAUUGGUGUUGUUUUGAACGUGCGUCCGUUUUACUUGGUGAAAGUUGGCGACUUAUUGUUGGAGUAAAGUUGAAGGUGCCACUUACCAGUUUACACACGGGUCCUAUCCUCUUGAGGAACGUUGUUAGCUACUAAUUUGUGCGGCAUGUAUAAGUUGUUUCUGUUUUUACUGCCAUGAAAAUUUAUUUUAUGAUAUAUAUUAUUCAUCGCACUUUCCAAUAAAUAGUGUUUUUAUCUGUUCCAAGAUGGCCUAUUUGGCUGUAGAACACUGGGCACAGGAGACUCUAAACCAUCCUCUCAAAAUGCCUUGAAUUAACCAAUUUCAUUAAUUCAUUUCUGUCGUACAUUUUUUUUGCUAUUUUAAAGAAAUAAAUAUUUGUCGCAACCGUUCUAUUUGAGCAGUGCGUGCAUGCACAUUGAAUUGAGUUCCCCCCCCCCAUGUGGAUAAUGUUUGAUAUAAGUCGCGAUGCCACAUCCCGCACCUAAAGAAGUUCAACAUACAUGCAUGGGUACGUCUUUCAGAUGACAAGGCAAAUGGCAUGCUCUUUGACUUCUUCAAAGAAAAAAACCUCGACCAUCACUGUUGGCUUUAAAGAGUAGCUCAGCGACCUUGUGCAUUCAAAUAAUUAGCCAGCAAGGAUUUGAUCCAAAAGGUCCAAAGCUUUAUAAUUGCAUACACAACCUUGUUUUGUGUAUUUAGGCCAAAUGAAUUGCAUUGCACUGCUGAAAGUCAAUUGCCUUAAAGUAGUCUGUUUGCUGUCCAUCUAUACGAUCUUAUUGUCUUUAAAAAAUAUAUAUUCUUGUUGUACGUCCGAUUGCUAUUCCUCAGGGUUACAACAAAUGUUGCUAUGUGGGUGAAGAUGCAUUUAGAUAAAAUUUGCAUUCCUGUCAACUCAAAAAUUGCCGUUUCACUGGCGUAGCAGGUCUGGCUAGAGUUCAACCCUUUCAGUUAACGGCACAUUGUGGUUCCAAUUUUGCAACCCCGUGAAGGUAUACUUGGCUGCCCGCUUUGUUUGUUGGCUGCAACAAACCGCUUGCGUAGUCGAGGAUCAGCGCACGCGCUGGUUGUGUGGUAAUUGGGCUGCGGUCACGUGCUGUAAGAAUUCGUCCACUCGUUUUGCUGAAUGUUACCGCUAAUAAAUGUCCUGACUUUAAAAAAA
Messenger RNA from Petromyzon marinus (sea lamprey), 2793 nucleotides. RefSeq names its product adipose secreted signaling protein (gene ADISSP). Lineage: Eukaryota; Metazoa; Chordata; Hyperoartia; Petromyzontiformes; Petromyzontidae. The record is from RefSeq and is a predicted model, not a curated record.